ACCCUUCGUCGUCAUCUUCUGAAGAUGACCAGCGUUCUACCUUAAGGCAGCAAGUACGAAGGGAUGUGAGCUCUCUGUUCAUUGUGGGCACCAACCCUUCUGCCAUCAUGAAGGAGAGGAGGCAAAGGGGAGAAAGCUCUUUGUCUUCCUCUUCUGAAGAGGAUGAGCCUUCUACUCGUAGCCUACUACUCGGAGGCGGCAGCAGCAUGGAGAGGAGAGAGCCCUUCGUCGUCAUCUUCUGAAGAUGACCAGCGUUGUACCACCAGGCUGCUAGUACGAAGGGAUGUGAGCUCUUUGUUCAUUGUGGGUACCAAUCCUUCUACCAUCACGAAGGAGCGCAGGCAAAGGGGUGAGAGCCCUUUGUCUUGUGCAGAAAACCAGCCUUCUACCACCAGGCAGCAAGUACGAAGGUUUGAGAGCCCUUCGUCGUCAUCUUCUAAAGAUGACCAGCGUUCUACCACCAGGCAGCAAGAACGAAAGGAUGUGAGCUCUUUGUUCUUCGUAGGCACAAACAUGAAGGAGCGCAGGCGAAAGGGUGAGAGCCCUUUGUCUUGUGCAGAAAACACGCCCUCUACCACCAGUGCAAGAAAGGAGAGGGAGAUCAUUGAAAGAGAAAAGCAGCGUUUGGAGGAGGAGGGUUUAAAAAGAGAAAGGUGUGAAAAGAUGAAGAGAAAGAACCAGGAGAAGGAGAGGAAAACGUUUGGUCUGCGUUCAAGAAUGUACAUUUGGUGGCUCAAUUGCAAGAUAGACAACAUUGCCAGGGACAUCCAAUCAACCUUUGUGGAUGAGCGCCACCGCCUGCGUCAUGAUCCCCUCAGAAAUCAAGAGAAAAUGGCAGAAAAAGAACGGCUGCUUGACCGAAGGAGGGAGCUGGUCGUGUACAAACGCAGACAAGAAUUUAAAGUGGAGAGGGAAGUGAGGAAGCAAAGACUGAAGGUAGAGAGGAAGGAAAUAAAUGCGAAGAAGAUGGAGAAUAUCUCUGAGUUAUGCAGCAACUCAGAAUACCCAGCUAUGUUAAAUUUUCUCUACGGACCAAUGCCAGUCAGGUCACAUAUAUAUAUCAAUUAAGAUAAAAGUAGAGCAAUCAGAAAAAUGGCACCAAAUAGAGAGAGGUAAUUGAGGGAGAUGGCAAACAUUUCAGAUUUGACAAAACAGAAGUAAAGAAAAGUAAAAUAUUCUUUUAAAACAUUAGCAACCACCAUCAAAUAUCCUUGUAACCACAUGAUAACACCAUAGAUGUUGGCUUUAAUUUAGUUAUACAGUCAAAGAGCUUUGUGCAAAUAAAUGUGUCCUAACUUAGCGCCACCUGACCCAAUCUAAUUCAUCCUAACCUAGGCUAAUUUAACCAAGGUUAGCCCAACACCUAUCCUAAUUUAGCUUUGGUUAGGCUCUGGCAGAGACCUUAGGGUUAGACCCUAAAGACAGUAGAAAGAAAAAAGUAAGGCAAGAAUAGGUUGAAAAUAGUAAUAAAAACUUA
Perca fluviatilis (European perch) is the source of this 1477-nucleotide messenger RNA. RefSeq names its product vicilin-like seed storage protein At2g18540. The record is from RefSeq and is a predicted model, not a curated record. The coding region runs from base 163 to 1068 and encodes 301 amino acids. NCBI's taxonomy places the organism in Eukaryota, Metazoa, Chordata, Actinopteri, Perciformes, Percidae. The transcript has 2 exons.